AUGGGCUCUCCUAUCCAGUCUCCUAACUCUCUCGGCGGCGAAUCCGAAUACCUAAGCACUCGCGAGGAUGCCACUCCGCUCGCCACUCCGCUUCCCACUGAUAACGAAUUUCGCGGUAUUCCUCGCCCUGGCGUUGGUCCCGCCCGAUCGAAUACCUCCCCGCCAAGCGAGUCGACGAGUCUUCUUCAAAAUGUCCUCAUCGACAAUCCGUCUUCCAACAGCUAUACUCAUGGCACCUUUUCCCCUCGGCCCGUGAGCUCUGUCGGGAGCGACCACGCCUCGUCUUCGGCGUCUGAGAUCCCCAUUCUCGACCCUAUGUUGACUGCCAUCACCGGUGACGACCAUUGGAGGAGGCGCUUCAUAAGGAGCAUCAAGAGCAAGAAGAUGCAUACCUCGAGCACCCUGGCAGAGCAGGCCGGUUUCAAGGACAACCUCUGGAUGUAUCUCUCCUACUACAUUCCCCUCCUGACAUGGCUGCCCCAAUACAAGUGGUCCUACCUGAAGGGAGAUUUCGUUGCAGCCUUGACUCUCGCGUCCCUUUACCUGCCAAUGGCUCUCUCGCUUGCCGACAACCUGGCACAUGUUCCUCCGAUCAACGGACUGUAUGCCUUCGUCUUCAACCCCUUCAUCUAUGCCAUAUUCGGUAGCGCGCCGCAGAUGGUCGUCGGCCCGGAAGCUGCCGGCUCUCUGUUGGUUGGGUCCGUGGUCAGAGGUAGCAUCGACCAAGACCAGGGCGACGAGUACAAUGCCGAGGUGCAAGCCAAAAUUUGCGGAGUAGUAGCGGGCAUGGCCGGUGCUACGGUUUUGAUCGCUGGACUGGCUCGAUUGGGCUUUCUUGAUAGCGUUCUCAGCAAACCUUUCCUGCGAGGUUUUAUCUCUGCCAUUGGUUUCGUCAUUGCCGUGGACCAGGCGAUUCCUGAGCUCGGCCUUGUCGAGUACGCGGCGGAAGCGGGCGUGAGCCACGGGAGUAGCAUGGACAAGCUGGAAUUCAUCUUCAACUCUUUCGACCAUGUCCACAAGCUCACCUUCAUUGUUGCCGGAGUCAGCUUCGUGAUCAUGAUGACGAUGAGAGAAGUCAAGAAGCACCUCCAGCCCAAGUAUCCUGGGGUUGCGUACAUACCCGAUCGCUUCUUUGUCGUCCUCAUUGCCGCCAUCCUGUCUUGGUACUUUGACUGGGAUAGCAAGGGUGUCGAGAUCCUAGGACCCGUCAAGGCGCCGUCGGGACAUCUCUUCGCCUUCCGCUGGCCUUUCCAGACUGCCCACAUGAAGCACAUCCGCGAGGCCAUGGGCACGUCCUUCCUGAUUGCGCUUCUGGGCUUCUUUGAAUCGUCCGUUGCGGCCAAGAGCCUCAGCAGCUCUGAUAGUGUGCAAGGGGUCCAGCUCAGCCCCAACAGGGAACUCGUGGCACUGGGCGCUGCCAACGUUGUCGGGGCCUGCUUCAUGAGUUUGCCUGCCUUUGGCGGUUAUGGAAGAAGCAAACUGAACAAGCAGACGGGUGGCAAGACGCCCAUGAGCUCCAUCUUUCUCAGCAUGAUCACGCUCUUCGCCGUGUUUUUCCUGCUGCCGUACUUUGCCUACCUGCCGAAACCCGUCCUCUCAUCCAUGAUCACGGUCGUGGCCUGGUCACUGCUCGAAGAGGCUCCUCACGACAUCGCGUUCUUCUUCAAGAUCCGAGGUUGGACCGAGCUGGCGCUGAUGGCCAUCAUUUUCGUCUCGACAAUCUUCUACUCGCUUACCCUCGGCAUGGCCAUUGGGGUCGGCCUAUCUCUGCUCCAGGUCAUCAAACACUCGACUCGCCCUCGCAUCCAGAUCCUGGGCCGCAUCCCCGGUACGCAUCGCUUCGAGAACGCCGAGUUGAACCCCGACAGACUGGAGUUUGUCGAGGGCUGCUUCAUUGUCAAGAUCCCGGAGCCCUUGACCUUUGCCAACACGGGCGAGCUGAAGGCGCGCCUCCGGAGGCUGGAACUGUACGGCACGAGCAUGGCACACCCCGCCCUGCCGAGACUGCGGGGUGAGCAUCAUAACAAGAACGUCAUCUUCGAUAUUCACGGCGUGACAUCGCUGGAUGGAUCCGGCACGCAGGUGCUGCUGGAGAUCGUGAGCGGGUACAAGGAGCGUGGCGUCAGGGUGUUCUUCAGCCGCGGCCCCACCAACCCGCGCCAUCACAUCUGGAGACUAUUGAGGCAAGCGGGCAUCAUUGACCUGGUCGGCGGGGAGUCGCACUUCGUGUCUGAUGUCCAAGAAGCGUUGAAGAUGACCGAAUUUGAGGACAGUGUCAACGAAGUUACGAACCCGUAA
Colletotrichum navitas is the source of this 2298-nucleotide messenger RNA. RefSeq names its product sulfate permease. The record is from RefSeq and is a predicted model, not a curated record. The transcript has 3 exons. Gene Ontology annotation, cellular component: plasma membrane. Bases 1 to 2298 code for a protein of 765 amino acids. Gene Ontology annotation, molecular function: sulfate transmembrane transporter activity. Lineage: Eukaryota; Fungi; Ascomycota; Sordariomycetes; Glomerellales; Glomerellaceae. Gene Ontology annotation, biological process: transmembrane transport.